AGUAAUCGUCUUCCGUCAUAACACCUGUUGGUAGCUUGGUUACUGUUAUGAGAGUACCAUUACGUUUAUCACUGUGUCUUUCUUGUCUUAUCUGAUUACUUAUAUUCAAGAUAGGAUAUUGUGCAGUUAACUAUCAAAUGCGUAUAACCCCAGUUCAAGAAGCAUAGUUUGGUGCGGGUUCGGGUUCGGUUUCCUUACGGUUCUAGACAGAAAUCACUGUGCCUGAAGUCUGAACUGACGCUGAGUGUAUUUCCCAGUUCACAACAAGAACACAGCCAUCCUGGAAACGCUUUAGACGACCAUGGACCGACUAGAUCAAGAUGUGUUGAAGUUGAUAGUGGACGCACUGAACGAAACCAUACAGUGCCCUGUAUGCCUUGGCACUCUGCGGCCACCGUUAACGCAAUGCUCCAGUGGUCACGCACUGUGUCCUGACUGCAAGCCUCAAAUCAACAUAUGUCCUACCUGUCGCAAGGACUUCAUCGAGACGAAGCCCGUAGUCCUACAACAGUUGUUGGAUGCAUUACCGAGGAUGUGUCUGUUCCGAACCCUCGGGUGCCCAGAAGUCUUCAUACCCGGAGGCACCCACGAGACUCUCUGUAGCUAUCGAACUGUUGAUUGCAAACUGCUCGAUUGUGAGUGGUCUGGACAAGCCAAGAAAUUGGAAAGCCACCUCACUGUGGUUCAUAACGAUCGUACUGUUUUUUUAGAGGAUGAGACAGCAUCGGAGAUAGUCUGGAGAAACUUUAACAACACCGAGGAUUCUUUCAAGUACAUUCCAUUUGUUGCUUACGGUCAAGUGUUCUGGGAAUACAUUCACAUGAAUGUGGAAGUCCAAAAGCUGUGCAUUUCAUUUACUCGAGUUGGCAAUGGACACACUACAUUCAAGUACUUUGCCAUCAUAAGCUUCAAACACAAUAUUAUUGGAUACACUUACACUAUCAAAGUACCCAUUGAUAAUAACAAAUUCGUUGAUUUCUAUGAAGAGCACUGCAUGACGGUGCCAGGCGAUAUGCUUCCCAGAUUUGUAAACCAGGAGUCAUUACUGGUUUACAGUGUUCAGAUCAUUAGAGAAGAUGAUUAAAAUUAAAUGGUUUUUUUCAUUUUUAAAUAUUUAUGAAUACACUUAUUUCAGUUUUUAUUCUUCGAUAAUAUUAAGCUUCUCUUUUUAAACAGGGAGUUGUUACCUAGGGUCAAGUUCUGUGCUCAUAACUGUACAAAGCUAUUAAAUAUUGUAGAAACAAAUAAAAAAAUCCAUCUUAA
Molecule: messenger RNA, 1263 nt
Organism: Homalodisca vitripennis (glassy-winged sharpshooter)
Lineage: Eukaryota; Metazoa; Arthropoda; Insecta; Hemiptera; Cicadellidae
Exons: 2
Coding region: 302-1084 (260 amino acids)
Biological process (GO): multicellular organism development; proteasome-mediated ubiquitin-dependent protein catabolic process
Cellular component (GO): cytoplasm
Molecular function (GO): ubiquitin conjugating enzyme binding; ubiquitin protein ligase activity
Source: RefSeq, a predicted model, not a curated record